CAUCUCGUGAAGAUUGAUUAUGAUUCGUCUGACUUUGAUCGCGGGUGCGCACGGUGACGACGUGCCUGGCCUAUUUAAUUCACAGCUCGCGUACGGAUGACCGUAUAUUGCUGUAUAUUGACAGUCUUUCUCCUGGUAUAAAAGCGUCACGGACUCGCGGAUCCUCCGCACUCAAACUAGUGCUCCUAUUGUAUUUCCUGUGCUAUAUUGACUUGGCCUUCAAGCUGUAUCUCCUGGUUCCCACUGUCCUUGUUUCCAACUAGCUGGUCUUGUAUCUUCUCAACUGCCUUGAAGUUGUGUUUUCCCGAGUCCUAAUUCUCUAGACCGUCUCUUGAACGCCAUGCGCCAAUAUCAUCCGACUUCUCCUGCAGGAUCAGGAGCUUUUGCGUCACCUACACGGCAAAACUCAUCUGGAAGUGAUUACAGCAAUUAUAGCGCCACUGUCCCCAACUCCGUACACACGCUCAUCGCAGCAAUGAAAAACCUCCAGUCUACGCUCACUCUAUGGUCUACCUCACGCGCCUCCCCUGAUGCAGUCAGCGACGCCUAUAUGCAAUUUGGAGUCGGCUUCAACGCCGUGGUAUGGGCAUUCGAGAGAUCCGGGGUCAAUACUGCUGAUUUGCAUCAAAUUCCCGCACGGCUACGCGGUGUGCUUGAGAUGUGUCUGGGCGAAGAUGCCUCUCCUGCUGCACUGGAAAUGUAUCAACCACGAAUCCGACAGCACCUAUACGAACUAUUGCAGGGCCUCAAAGCAAAGCAGGGUGCGUGGCGUUACGCUGUAGCUGCAGGGCUUUAGGUUAACAUGACAUGAUCUGCGAUUUUGAU
Molecule: messenger RNA, 825 nt
Organism: Suillus paluster
Lineage: Eukaryota; Fungi; Basidiomycota; Agaricomycetes; Boletales; Suillaceae
Exons: 4
Coding region: 341-796 (151 amino acids)
Biological process (GO): establishment of cell polarity
Cellular component (GO): cytoplasm; cell tip
Source: RefSeq, a predicted model, not a curated record